Metarhizium brunneum ARSEF 3297 is the source of this 921-nucleotide messenger RNA. It is a transcript of the gene DDL, whose product is annotated as FHA domain-containing protein DDL. NCBI's taxonomy places the organism in Eukaryota, Fungi, Ascomycota, Sordariomycetes, Hypocreales, Clavicipitaceae. Gene Ontology annotation, molecular function: protein binding; mRNA binding. Gene Ontology annotation, cellular component: nucleus. Gene Ontology annotation, biological process: maintenance of RNA location; mRNA splicing, via spliceosome. The record is from RefSeq and is a predicted model, not a curated record.
AUGGCUCCAGUUGGCGACUAUGCCGACAGACCUACUCAACGGCCGGCCCGCGACGACGACAUGGACAGAAGAGACAGUCAUAGAAGCUCACGGAGAGCUCCAGACGGCGGCCGCCAGGAACGACAAAGGUCCCGUGACAGAAGGCGGCGCUCACGAACCCCAGACUCUCCCGGCCGGCAUCGCCGUCGCCGGCAUCGGUCCCACGAUGGAGAGCGUGAAAGGGGCAGUGGCGGUAACCUUGACAUCCGAUCCGGCAGGCAAGAAAGAGCUCGUAACGAUGAGCGUUCAGAUCGCCGAAGACGGCGCAGAGAUGAUGGCGAAUCGGAUGAGGACCGUCGAAGGGACCGUCGAAACCCUGUGAAGCAAGGAGGGCCAUUGCCGUCACAAGAAGACUCCUUCGCCAUUGUGAAAGGGGAAGAGCCGGAGAAGCCCAAGGAGAAGCCUAAUUUUGGCAGCUCGGGAGCACUAGCCGCAGCGUCCAACUCGAUUGCUCAGGCCGAUGGGUCAUCCAUUGUCCUCAAGUACCAUGAACCACCGGAAGCUCGGAAGCCGCCGACCCGAGACCAGUGGAAGCUCUUCGUCUUCAAAGGAGGCGACAUUGUCGAUACUAUUGAUCUCAGCUUGCGAAGCUGCUGGUUGGUUGGACGGGAGAUGGCAGUUGUGGACUUGCCAGCCGAGCACCCCAGCAUUAGCAAGCAGCACGCCGUGAUACAGUUUCGUUACACGGAAAAACGAAACGAGUAUGGAGACAAAAUUGGCCGAGUGAAGCCGUACUUGAUCGAUCUGGAAAGCGCCAAUGGAACCGUACUGAAUGAUAGCAAAGUUCCUGAUAGUCGGUACUUGGAACUGCGAGACAAGGAUAUGAUUCAAUUCGGGAACAGCACAAGAGAAUACGUUGUCAUGCUGGCACCCAGAGAUUAA